Drechmeria coniospora is the source of this 1599-nucleotide messenger RNA. RefSeq lists its product as uncharacterized. The transcript has 3 exons. The record is from RefSeq and is a predicted model, not a curated record. NCBI's taxonomy places the organism in Eukaryota, Fungi, Ascomycota, Sordariomycetes, Hypocreales, Ophiocordycipitaceae. The coding region runs from base 1 to 1599 and encodes 532 amino acids.
AUGGCUCGUCGACGUCGCUGCCGUCAAUCGCCUUGCCGCGAAAUGACUUUGAUGCCGGCACUUGGCGAAUGCAUGCGCACCACGGCCGCUCGCUCGUCGACGCGGGUAAGCUUAUCGCGACGUCACCCGCUGGCGCUUCGCGAGGCGGAAGAGGACGACGAGGGUCCCGUGAGGACUGUGCUGCGCAGCCGCCGUCGCGGCCUCCUGGUGUCAGCAGCCGCUGACAGGGCACGGCACAAGUCCCGUCCCGUCCCACCCAACCCGUCUCGGGGACCGCGCAGCGUCCUGCAUGCGGUACGCGAGCUCGUCCUCGUUCCUCUCGCCGCACUCCUCGCGCUCGUACGCCUAAGCCAACCGUUCGGUCGUGUCAUGAGUCGGAGGACCAGCGCGCGGUCGCGGACGGGGUUGGUUGCUUUGGCGCCUGCCUUCGAACGUCGAAUCCAUCCCUGGUUUCACCUCGCUCGAGACGAUGGGCAACGUCCGUCGAGCCUCGCCUUGCCCUGUGCCACCGGGCAGAUAAUAUGCGUCCGCCCGCCAGCCUGCCCGCCCCGCCAGUCCGCCCGCCUGCCUGCCUGCAUGUCGACCAGUCUGCCCGUCCGUCCGCCUGCCUCUCCGCCCGCCUGCCCGCCUGCCUACCUGCGUGCCCUCGUUCUCGGUCGGCAACGGCUGCUCCUCCUCGCCCUCCGUGCUUCUCCGGUCCCUUCGGCCACCCCGCUCCAUAGCAUGCCGCCCGGACAGCAGGGCGAUCACGGCCUACGUCUGGGCCGCCUCCCCAACGAGCUCGUAUCUCGCCUUCAGCUCUUCGCGGGUCUCAUCCUGACCGUCGUCGCCUGCGUCCUCGCCGUCAUCCGCUUCUACGUGCUCGAUCUCGUCAUACCCAAGGUCUACUCGGCCCGAACCCUCGAGCCGCUCAACGACGGCCAGCGGCGCGGCUUCGUCAACCACCACGUCGCCGCCGGCACCAAGAUAUUCCUCAUCAUCAUCACCUGCUACCCCCUGCUCGCCGUGCUCUCGGGCGGCGCGACGCCCCAGACCCCCUUCGCGCCGGGCAUGAGGACGACGCUCGGCGACGUCCUCGUCGUGUCCGCUCAGGUCUUCACCGCCAUGUACAUCUUCGAGCUCUUCUACCGCGAGAAGAUCUCGCCCAUCGGCUGCGCCCACCACGUCGGCGCCAUCGUCAUCGCCCAGACGGCCCUGGCCAUGAACGUCAACUUCGACAAGGAGCCCGACAGCAUUUACGAGCUCCUUCUCUGCUUCAUCUGGGGUACCGACCAUCCAUCGUCCCCCGCUUUCCGCGCCUUCGACGUCGUCGCCGAGCUGUGGCCGCACGUGGCCAUGAUCGUCUACCGCAUCCACACCCCGAAGCACCUGCUGCUCGCCCGCACAUUCUACGCCACCAUGGCCCUGGAGCUUGUCGGCACGACGGUCGAGACGGCCGUCGUCAUGUGGAUAUUCGGAAGCCUCUGGGACCGAUGGUCGCUCUCGCUCAAGAUCGCCACGCCCAUCCUGCACACGCUCUUCUCCGCCGCCCAGCUCUGGAGCGCGAGGAUAUUUUACAAGCUGGCCAGGGAGCAGCGGACGAAGCACCUGUACGAGUAG